GACCCUGUGGCCAACCCGUACCUCCAUGCCACCGAGAAGCAGGACGAUGCGUUCGUGAAGCGCGAGGGGCCGACGGCGGGCAGCGGGGGCGACACAGACCCAGGGGUGGGCCCGGCCCUGCGGCGGGGUUGGGAGGAGUUGAAGGUUGGCGGCGGCAAGGCGCCCUGGGUGGACACGCAG
Molecule: messenger RNA, 180 nt
Organism: Monoraphidium neglectum
Lineage: Eukaryota; Viridiplantae; Chlorophyta; Chlorophyceae; Sphaeropleales; Selenastraceae
Exons: 1
Source: RefSeq, a predicted model, not a curated record